This is a messenger RNA of Paramecium pentaurelia, 2635 nucleotides long. Lineage: Eukaryota; Ciliophora; Oligohymenophorea; Peniculida; Parameciidae. The record is from the annotation of a GenBank genome assembly.
AUGGGUUGUCAUGUAACUAAAAAUGUUAUUUCUGAUAAAAAAUUCAGGGAAUAAGCAAUUACGGAUGAAAUGUUACAAGGUAUUAUAUCAUAAAUUGUGAGUAUAGAGUGUAAGGUUGAUGAAGAUGUGAAAUCGAGAAUAAGCGUUUACAAUCAAGCACUUGAGAAAAUGCAAAAGAUUCCAAAACUUAGAAAUACAAGUAUUUUAAGAUUUAUAGUAGUAUUCAAUCCAAUAGUUUAAAGAAGAAAAAUGCAAAAAUUUGAAGAAGACUGAUUUACUAUAUCUAUAUAUAAAAUAUAUAAUUAAAUAUAUAAAUAUGCAAGAAUUAAAAUUGAUUGGAAAGGAAUGUCCAAUUACCAGAGGAGGAUGCAACUUUUUAUAAUAUGAUAAAGGAAAGUACAUUGUGAUAGGAGGAGUAAAUCGAUCUGAAAACGGAUUGUAAGAAUUAAAUGAUUUUUGGACAUUACAUUUACCUCUUAAAGAUGGCAAUCUGGCAGGAAUUUGGAAAGAAAUGACUCUAGAAAAUUAAUAGCUCUAUACACCACGUUCAAGUUAAGGAGCAUGUAUAAGUGAUGAUAAGAUGGUUUAUAUAUUUGGAGGUUAAAAAUUCUUGGAAUCUUAAUCCACAGACGAAUUUUAUAGGAUAGAUACAGCUUAGAAAGUGUUAACCAUAAUAAAAUCAAAGAAUAAACCAAGAGCUAGAAAUUCUCAUACUUUAACUUAUUAUUAGGAAAAAUUAUUUUUAUUUGGAGGUGCUAAUGAUAAUGGACCAUUAAAUGACUUGCACAUCUAUGAUAUUAGUAUAAAAUGAACUUCUAUAUAUAGAAAGUGAAGUAUGGUAACAGAUUAAGGAUGUUUCAGAAUUAAUAAUGGCAAGAGAGAUGCAUACUGCUCACAUUUUGUAGAUGAAUUUAAAGCCAUUGAAAAAGAGUGAAUGUAAUAAGGCAUAAAAAUUGGUUGGAAUAUUUAAUGAAUUUUAAGGAGAAUCUAAGGAGUAAAUUGAAUAAAUAGCAAUUAAAGAGUAAAUUAUUGAAUAAAAUAAUAAUGAAUAAUAAUAAUAAUAGAUAGAUGAAUAAUAAUAAUAAUAAUAAUAAUAAUAAUAAUAAUAAUAAUAAUAAUAAUAAUAAUAAUAAUAAUAAUAAUAAUAAUAAUAAUAAUAAUAAGAAAAUAAUCAACAAGAUUAUCUUAUUAUUUUAGGUGGAAGAAAUAAAAAUGAUCUUUUACAAGAUAUUCAAGUAAUUAAUUUAUCCACUUUUGAAGUGGAAUAGAUUGAAAAUCUUCCAACUCCAUUAUGUGCUCAUACUUCUGUUAAAGUCAAAUAAGAUAUAUGGAUUUUUGGAGGUUGUGAUGGUGCUUCAUUAAAUUCAAAUAUCUAUUAGUUAUAAGAUUAAUCAAUAAAGAAAGUAGGUACAAUAUAGACAGCCAUAAUGGCUAGUAGUGCAUUGUAUUCAGAAGAAUUAAAUAAGAUUAUUAUAUUUGGAGGAUGCACUUUAGAUAGAGAUUUAAAUUAAACAUUUGUUGUACAAAUUUGAGUUUAAUAUAAUAUUUAUAUAUAUAUAUAAAUAAAUGUAGAAGACUCCAAAGCCUGAAUUCCUUUAGAUUCCAUCUUAAACUAAAAGUGUUAAUAAGAUAAACAUGAUCGAAGUGAAAAAUGAAGGAAUGAUUGUAUCAAGAUUUAUAUCCUAAGCAUGAUGUUUGUUAUGAUUUUUUUGGAACUAAGAUUGCAUUAGGAUCAUCAGAUGGACAUAUAGAAAUAUAAGAAAUUAAUGUUAAUUCAUUUAAAUCAGAAUAAUAGAAAGACAUAUUAUCAUAUAAAAUUAGUGAUUUGUAAUUUAUUCAUAAUUGAGAUAGUUAACAUAAAGGACCAGUUUGGUAAUUGAGUUGGUCUAAUCCUAAAUAUGGAAAUAUUUUAGCAUCUUGCUCUUUCGAUAAAACUAUUUGUCUCUUUAAAGAAUAGAAAUUAGGCAAAUAUUCUUUAUUGCUUCAAUUAUCAGAACAUUAGGAAUCAGUUCAAUCAAUUUAAUGGUCUUAUAGAAAAUUAAUAUUGGCAGCUGGAGUAGCAGAUGGGAGUGUACAUAUAUAUUACAGAAAGAAAAAUGGAUAAAUCAAAAAUUAAUAAGAUUGGGAACAUAAAUCUGUACAUAUUAAUUUAAAUAUAAGGAAAGUUAACAUUAAUCUUGUGUAAAUCAAGUGAGUUGGGUAAGAGACAAAGAAUUGGAUUUUGCAACAUGUAGUACUGAUAAGACAAUAAGAAUAUGGAAAGUAACUACUCCUAUAGAUGGAGAAUAUAAAUUAACUUAGAUUAAAUAUAUCUAAUGUGAAAGUUGGGUUAGAUCUAUUGAUUGGGCAGCUGAGUAAUAUUAUUAAGAUUAAAUAUUGGCUGCAGGAUUGGAAGUAUAAAUUAAAAUUUUAUAAGUCUACUUAAGUUGAUAUUAUCUAUUUAAAAUGGGAUUAAAACAAUGAUUAAUAAGUUAACAUCAGCAAAAUAGUUUAAAUAUAAGCUAAAGGUCCUUGUUGGAAAGUAUAAUGGUCUCCAUUAGGUAAUCAAUUAGCAAUAUCUACAUUGGAUGACAAGAAUGAUCCAUUUGUUUAAGUGUAUAGAUAAACAUAAUAAGGUGAGUUUGUAGAAAUUUGA